This is a messenger RNA of Ostreobium quekettii, 2223 nucleotides long. Lineage: Eukaryota; Viridiplantae; Chlorophyta; Ulvophyceae; Bryopsidales; Ostreobiaceae. The record is from the annotation of a GenBank genome assembly.
AUGGGCGCCAGUCGCACACAGCCGGACGAAGAUGGCAGCUAUGCCGGUGCGGCGGGCGGGGGUGGCGGGCAGGGCGAGAAGGCCUCGACCUUUCGCGCAUCCAUUGAGCGCGGCAUCCGGGUGUCUGUCGAGGCGUUCCGCGGAUCGGCGGAACAAGAAACCCCCAAGGGGGAGGGCGUGGAGCCCAGCGCGCAUAUGCUCGAGAAGCGAGGCGGGCAGAGCUCGCUGCUGCAUGCCAUACCGGAGGAGGCGCGCGUGGGAGUGGAUUUCAGGGGGGUCAGCGGCUGGGUGCCGGCAACGUUUCAGAUGCCCGGGAUGGGAGGUGCGCUGCGGAGGCGGGUGAGGAGCGCGGUGGCCGGCGGGAAGGGGGGCGGGGCGUCGGCGACCGCCAAGAGACAGAUUCUGUACAACAUCUGCGGCAGUGUGUCGCCAGGGGAAGUGCUGGCGCUCAUGGGACCAUCAGGAUCUGGGAAGACGUCGUUCAUCUCUGUUCUUGGCGGAAGGAAGCCAAAGUUGAUGGAUGCUGAGGGGGACAUUCUUUUUAAUGGCAAGCCACUGGACAAAGCGAUGAAGAGGCGAGUGGGUUUUGUUCUUCAGGACGAUCUCAUGUACGCCUCCCUGACCGUCGAGGAGACCCUGUACUUUGCCGCCAUGCUGCGACUGCCCAAGACCAUGACGAGGUUCGAAAAAAAGGAGCGUGUGGAAUCCGUCAUCUCUACCCUGGGUCUCACGAAGUGCCGCGACACGCUCAUAGGCGGCUUCAUGAUGAGAGGCGUGUCGGGCGGGGAGCGGAAGCGCGUGUCUGUGGGGCACGAGCUGCUGAUCGACCCCGCAUUCCUACUGCUAGACGAGCCCACAAGCGGCCUUGACGCCACCACUGCCAUGAACCUGCUGACGACCCUGAGGCUGCUGGCGCAAGGCGGCCGCACGGUGCUGACGACCAUCCACCAGCCCUCCAGCCGCAUCUACAGGCAGCUGGACAAUGUACUGCUACUGAGCGAGGGCCACACAAUGUACUACGGGUCGGGAAAGCUUGCCAUCGAGUGGUUCGGCAAGCUGCACUACAGGUGCCCGUAUGGGGUCAACAUCGCGGACUACAUUUUGGACUUGGCUAACGGCGACAUGCUGGCCGAUGGCAGCCGCGACGACGAAGCCAGAGAGGGGCUCAUCGCAAGGUACCGAUACUUUGGGGACUCGCACCCCAAUGGCCUGCAGAGCGAGUCCGAGCUUGAGGGCGCCGACCUGCCGACGAGCGUCAAGAGCCUCGACGAGGACGCGGCCGUCCUGCAGGUCAAGGUCACGGAUGGACGGAACGUGGAGCCUCUGGAGGAGGCCGACUCGCCGGUGAAGAAGUCCGAUCGGUGGGGCGCCAGCUACGGGGGCCAGAUCGCCAUUCUGUUCCAGCGUUGCGUGAAGGUUCGGCGCACGGACGCCCUUGGACUGCAGAACUACCUGCGGCUGCUGCUGGUCGCCGCGAUCGCAGGCAUCUUGUGGUGGCAGGUCGGUGGCGACGACACCCUGUUGGCAGCCUCUGACGUCAUCGGCCUCCUGUUCUUCGAGAUGCUCUUCAUGUCCUUCUACGCCAUGUUCCGCGCCCUCUUCACCUUCCCCAACGACUUCAACAUGAUGCUCAAGGAGCGCCGCAGCGGCAUGUACCGCCUGUCCACCUUCUACAUCGCCCGCACGCUCUCCGACCUGCCCAUGGACUGCACCAUCCCCACGCUCUUCGUCAUAAUCGUCUACUGGUCCACCGGCCUGAGGGUCACCGCGGGGGCCUUCUUCGCCAACUGGCUGUCCAUCAUGCUGGUCACCCUCGUGGGCCAGAGCCUGGGCAUGCUCAUAGGAGCCGCUGUGAUGGACGUCCAGCAGGCCCAGACCAUCACCAGCGUGCUCAUGCUCGGCCUGAUGCUGGUGGGAGGCUUCUACGUGAGGGACGUGCCUGACUGGGUGGGGUGGCUAAAGUACGGCAGCUUCAUGUGGUGGGGCUUCAGCCUGCUGAACAAGAUAGAGUUUGGGGACAGGUCUUUCGUGGACUGCGGGGGCCUGGGAGAGGCCACAGACGGGCCGGUGCAGUGCGUGCCUGUGGACAGCCUGAAGGAGGCGCUCAACCUGCCCACGGACGUCAACGACAGCGUCUGGCCAGAGGUGACCUUCCUUCUGUCCUUGCUGGUCGUCACGAGGGCGGUGAUCUACUACGUGUUGCAGAGGAAGACCCGCUCCUGA